Molecule: messenger RNA, 5854 nt
Organism: Sardina pilchardus (European sardine)
Lineage: Eukaryota; Metazoa; Chordata; Actinopteri; Clupeiformes; Clupeidae
Gene: ptgir
Product: prostaglandin I2 receptor
Exons: 2
Coding region: 721-1851 (376 amino acids)
Biological process (GO): inflammatory response; positive regulation of cytosolic calcium ion concentration; adenylate cyclase-activating G protein-coupled receptor signaling pathway
Cellular component (GO): plasma membrane
Molecular function (GO): prostacyclin receptor activity
Source: RefSeq, a predicted model, not a curated record
CCGGUAAACAACCACACUUCAAACUUGUGACAAGUUUCAUUUCCUUCUAUCAUAUUAUUCGAUUAUUAGACAGAAACCCUCAUUGCAAAGUUUACUAUACGGAACACAAGCGGGAGAAGUUGACAUAAAUGUGACAACUUGAAUGAGAGAGAGGAAGCGGUUAUUGGAUUCUACGCGUGAUUUACAGCUCGUGUGCCAACAUCUGGCUUUAAGGACCGAAAACGAAAGACAAUCUCUUCAAACCGGACCAUCUCGAGCUGCCGACGUUCCUGGACAUUAUUACGAACGGAACAACACGAUGACAUUAAGAGACGGCACAAAGGUGACUGGUCGCUUUUUAAAUGGACCAUUUCGAAAUUAAUGUGUGAUAAGAACUACGUUUACUGCGCGGUAGAAAAUUAGCCGAGAAGUUACUCAUGCUUUCUACCUCAACAGCUGGGUGAGCCGUGGAAAUGCAUCUGUUUCGAGAUGAAAGUUAGUCUGUCCGUCCGGAUGCAGGGGUGCUAUUCUCCCACUGGCAACCAUGGUGGAGUUUAAUAUCCCGAAAGACGCAGCACCGUGCGACACCCGAGUCCCUGCGAUUUUGAAACAGCGCUUCAGUAUGGUCUGACUUUUCUUUUAAACAUUUGGACUGAACUCUCGCUUUUUUCCCCUCCACCCCUUCCGGACCAUUUCUCGAGGGAAGAUGCUUCUUAUUUAAACUCUCCCUCCUCGGUCCCGAUGCACUCAGCGACCAUGCACAGCAACGCCUCUUGCGAAGAAUACACCAGAAUCAGCGAUAGCGGGAGUCCCGUGGUGAGCACGAUCAUGUUCAUCGCCGGUGUGGUGGGCAACCUGAUGGCCCUGGGCAUCCUGGGCGUCCACCGCAAGGAGCACCGCGCCAAGUCCUCCGUCUUCUGCAUCCUGGUGACCGGCCUCGCCGUGACCGACCUGCUGGGCACGUGCUUCCUGAGCCCGCUGGUGUUCGUGUGCUACGCCCGCAGCUCCUCGCUCCUGGGCCUGACGGGCAGCUGGCACCUGUGCGGCCUGUUCGCCUUCGCCAUGACCUUCUUCGGCCUGGCGUCCAUGCUCAUCCUGUGCGCCAUGGCGGUGGAGCGCUGCCUGGCCAUCAGCCACCCGUACUUCUACUCCAAGCGCGUGCGCCGCAGCUUCGCCAAGCUGGCGCUGCCGCUCAUCUACGCGUUCACCUGCGCCUUCUGCCUGCUGCCCUUCUUCGGCGUCGGGCAGCACAAGCAGUACUGCCCGGGCACCUGGUGCUUCAUCAAGAUGGAGGCGGACGGCGGGGACGCGCACGGCGACGACCGGCGCACGCUGGCCUUCUCGCUGUCGUACGCCACGCUGAUGGCACUGCUGGUGGCCGCCGUCUUCCUGUGCAACGGCUCGGUCAUCCUCAGCCUGUGCCGCAUGCACCGGAGCCAGAUGUCGCGGCGCGGCUCGGUGCUGUCGGCCGGACGCAAGCGCAAGAUCAUGGUGUUCGGGGGACAGGGCGACGAGGAGGUGGAGCACCUGGUGCUGCUGGCCUCCAUGACCGUCAUCUUCGUCGUCUGCUCGCUGCCCCUCACGAUCUGCGGCUACGUCAGUGCCAUUUCGCCGACCGGCGACGACAACCUCAACCUGAUCUCCUUCCGCUUCUCGGCGCUCAACCCCAUCGUGGACCCGUGGAUCUUCAUCCUCUUCCGCAAGGCCGUCUUCCGCCACCUGCGGCAGCUGCUGCGCUGCCGUUUCCCCGGCAACGCCGUCAAGGCCACUGCGCACACGGCCCUGUCGCUGCCACUGGAGGUCAGCGAGGCCAGAGCGCCCACCGGCGCCGCCCUGCAGGCCAAAGCCUACGCCAGCCUCCCCCAGCAGUGAGGGCAGAGGACCCCCAGGUCAAGGCACAAGGUUCAAAGGGGACAGGUGACACGUACAAAAUGCUACUGGCAGCCAUUUCAGAAACACCAUCCCCUCUAAAUGGGCCCAGGGGCACGUAGAUGAGGACCAGCGAAUGUACUGGUGCCACUUGUGGCAUCUUGACCUUUCCAAAACAAAACAGAUUCUGUGAUUGUGGACUACAUGACAGGGAAUGUAUAGUGUGAACUGAAGGCCCGCGACAUGGACCAAAGGGCACGGUUGCAUAUUACUACUACUGUUUUUGGGGGCUGCAGAACAAGCUUGUUAACCUUUGUACUGAAUGCACUGAUGAGAUUCCUCGGUCCAUAAAUGACUAGAGAUCUACUUCUCGGGAAAACACAGGAAUUAAACCAAACUCCCAGGGACACAAAGGGCUGCGGAGAGAGGUCUUCUGACACAUCCAGGGCCAAAGGUCCAAAGCUUUCAAACUGCAUCGUCUGACUGGCCAGAGUGUAUCAGCCAUCACUGAACUAACGUGGCUGGGGCUGACACACAAGCUUUCAGUCGCAGUGCGUGUGUGUGUGUGUGUGUGUGUGUGUGUGUGUGUGUGUGGGCGCGCGUGCGUGUGAAAUUGCAGGAAGAAGGUUGAAAGAGAGGCAUGAAGUUCAGAAAGUUGAGUGCUAUUUUUGCUGGUCAAACUGCAAUACCUGUCAGUUACUUGCUGACCUGGCGACUAGCCCAGACUACCAACUCACCAGAUCCAGAGUCUGGUGCUCUCAACACCAAAUACAAACGUGGACCAUUUGGGAUUUUUUGGCACGUCAUUCUAGAAUUCCACUGGGCGGAUCUAGAAUUCACAUUGACCUCAGCCAUGCAAGUAUAUUACAUCAUCAAAUGGAACCCUUGGUAGGGACAUUAUAAUGACAUUAUGGCUGCUCUACCAAAGAACACCUACUCAUCUUCAGGUUGACCAUACCAGACAGUGUAUGCUCUGUUUACAGACCAAGCUUGGCAAAAGUGAAUAUGUGUGUAUCAGAAUGCAUUUCAUGGUUUCAGUCCAUUUUGUGUGAAUGGACAGAGACAGCUCAAAGUAAUUUAAAGGCAAUGUUAUGUUCAAACUGUGUUCAAAGAGAGUGAGUCCACUGAUAGAAAACAAGCAAACAAACAAGACGUUAUGUAAGUGUAUGUUUACCACUAGUUGCUUGGCUGUAUUUGCUUCUCCUGCACUGUAAAAGAAAGUUUAGUCCUGAAAAAUGAUACUGUGGUAAACUGGAUGAAACACAGCUGUUUUAUUCUGUCUCAUUUUGUUUCUAAAAAUGGCAAAUUUUAUGACAUGAAAAAAAAAAUACACACACAAAAAAAAAAAUCAAGCAAGAUCCUACGAGCAAAUAUUAAUGGGUCAGCUUCAUUCUCUCACAUCCCACAUAAUAGUUUACGCUCAAGACACUUUGCUCAUCGCCUGAUUUUUCACUUUACUUGUUAUUUAAAUUGGAGCCCAUAUUGUGCAAUUGUCUGUCAGACAUAUUAGUUAUUAUUAUUUCAAAGUUAAGAUGUACUAUGCUUUAGUGAUGUGAUGUUUUAGUGAUAGAACUUCCCUAUGCUAUGCCUCUUGUGAUUGUGGACUGUGAGAAAACAGUGUGUCGUCCAUAUGGUUAUACCACACUGGGCUUGUGUGUGUCAAACGUCCAGAUAAACAGCUGUCACUCAAGCGACCACAGCUUGACAAGACAACCAAAGACCUGUGCGAAUGUUCCUCGGAGAUUACUGCUGCCUCUCAGUGCCUAGCGGACAUUCCACAGUUGACCACCCCUCAGAUUAGGUUAUAGUUUUCCAUAUUUGGAUGUUAAUACAGACGGGUUUUUUUUAGUUUCCUUUUUCUUUUUUUUCUUUCUUUUUUUGGUUACAGGAAAACAGGCAGUACUUCAUAUUCUUUUUUUUCCAUCUGGUUGUCUGGACACAAACUAAACAGAACAUUUUAAGUUCCAAUCUGCCAGAGUGAGAAAUGGAAAGGUGAAUGUCACCACUCCAUCACAGUCACCCUGACAGGUUACAGAGGGUCCUGCAUGUCGGACUGUUUCUUCAAAGUGAUUAACCAAAGAAAUCUACAUUUUUCCGUCAUACUUUAGCAAUGCACAUAGUUUGAAUGACAUAUUGAGGUGUUGGGCGGCAGAUUUGGAAACAACUGGUCGAUUCCAAUCCAAGCCAUCUGGCAGUUUUGCUAACAGAACAAAGAAACAGAAAGGUGAUAGGAACAAAAAUCGUUAAACUAGGGUCCGUACCGUCAGGCAUGAGGUGAGAAUAGGUUAUAUUUCAGUAUAAUCUGAAGGCAGCUUGCAUAUCAGCUUGACGGGGAGACAAACAAGCACAUCGAUUUGAGAGAGUGAUAUUACUUCAGUGUAUCAGCAGUUCAGAUCCCCUACUAUUUUGUAACAUAAGACACGUAACAUAAGUAAACCCUAAGAAAACGCUGGGCAAAGUGCAGAGGCUAAAGUCAAAUAAAGCUUGCUUAAUAACUACACCACAUCUAUUUGCAAAUUUAAUACCAUGAUAAAGAUCCUAAGCACAAACAUCGGUGAGUCAGCUAAAAGCCAAAUGAUGACGUUACACAAGAACUUUGUACAUACAGUAGACUGACUUUGCUGUGUCCAGCAUUUAAAUUAGGGCCGCUAGAUGUGAAGCACUUCUCUCGCCUUCUAUCCCUUUAAGCGCUACACGUGGUGAUCGUCUACUUGUGUAACAUAUGUGGUGUUAUGUGCUUGUCUAUGUGUGUAUCUAUCAUGAUAACUUGUGAGCUUUUGUCUGUUUGCAGUGUGCUGUUGUGACUGUGCUGACAUUAGUUUAGGACUCUGCAUGACAUAUGUUCCCCGGUUUUCCCCAAAAGGGUCAUAUGUUCCCUGGUAUGUAUUGCAACCAGGGCACAUAGGACCCUUUUGGGAAAAACUGGGGAACAUAGGACCCGGGGAAUAUAGGGAUGACCCCUUCUCGUCGCUAGUGAGUGCUGAAGGUGAACAUUACUACGGCUUAGCCCCGCGCCUUCAACUCCAUUAAGGGGCAUUCUCUGGCAGAUACAGCAGUUAGCUUGUUGCUUUAGUGUCUGAACGAAUAAACAGAUCAUAAAGAGGGAUUAGCAGUGCUAAUUCAGCCGCGGCUAGGUGUAUCCGUUUUAGGUAAACUGAUGUGAUUUGGCAGGACAGUGGGUUUUUCCUCAUUAAAGAUAUUGUACACAUCGCAGAGUCAGUCCUUUAUUUUCUCUGCCGAGCAGUUUGUCCAUUCCUCCUUGCGCUCUCUCUCUCUCUCUUGAUCGAGACCACCGAUUAGCGUUGUUUUUAAUAGUGACACUGCUGCAAGCUCUGAGAUUGAUUGCGCAUGCCUUCGCAGAUCUUUAAAUAAAUAAAUAGCUGUGUUCAAAAGGCGAGGAGAAGACAAAUGUGUCCUGAAAAGAUUUGUCCAAAUAAACGAAUCUGGAUCCUGCUACUGUAGUGCCAUCUAUCAACUCCAUACACUCCGGUCACAUGUUUCAGCACCCAGAUGGGUUACAUUCCCUGCAGUUUAUGGAGAACCUUGUGCCGUAACUGAACUGUAUGGAGUGAGAGAGACUAUAAAGACAAAAUCAUAUAGAUGUUUUGGGUCUUUCAGCAUUUCAAAACAAAUGCAUACUCACAGAUGUAUAUUCAAUCGUUUUCAAUAUGCCAUUGGGUGAGUCUAUGUUAUUGUUAUUCUGUGGACCAAUGUCAAAUUAUUUCCAGAUUAAGGCUGAGCAGAAAAAGCAUGUUUGGCUUUCUUUUCGGCUACAAUUUCCCAGAUGUUUUUCUUGCUCAAAAAGCAACACCAUUUAGUCGAAUAUGGUUCAGAAUAAUUUGCAAAAGUCAGAGAUACAUCUCUAUAAAAUGCCUUGAAUUUCAUAGAACCGUGACUGUUCGUUAGUAAUUCUUCUCUGAUUAAUGUGUAUUUUGGAGUUGAUUAUAGUGUCAAAACACUGGCGUACUUGUGCAAAUGUUACAGCUUUCUGACUCUGUGAAUAAAU